Molecule: messenger RNA, 693 nt
Organism: Rotaria sp. Silwood2
Lineage: Eukaryota; Metazoa; Rotifera; Eurotatoria; Philodinida; Philodinidae
Source: the annotation of a GenBank genome assembly
AUGAAUGGAAUACCGGAACACACGGAAUAUGGUCUAUUUGUCGGCGACACUGCUCUAUGGACAUCUUCAAACACAACAUCAAGCGUUAGUAACAGAUUACAACAAGCAACAGAUACAUUUCAAAGUUGGUGCAAAUCAUGGAAACUAAAACUUCAACCAACAAAAACUGAACGAGUCCAUUUUACUGUCCAUCCAAGAAGAAAAUUUAAAAAUCCAAUCUCCGUAAAAAUAGAUGAUCUAACAAUUCAACCAACACAUUCUACAAGAUACUUAGGCAUCAUCAUCGAUAAAACGUUAAAUUGGAGAAGUCAUAUCCAUCAUAUCGAAUCGAAGAUUGCUAGUCGUAUCAGUUUACUAAGAUUCUUAAAUAAAGCAUCUUAUGAACCGAAUGAUAGGAUAAUGUUAAACAUCUUUAAGGCAAUAGCAAGAACGAUCCUUAUAUAUGGUUAUCCAAUAUUACUCACAGCGAAUGAUAAAAUAUGGGAACGCCUACAGAUAAUCCAAAACAAAUCAAUAAGUGCAGCAUUAGGAUUGCCCAUCUACACAUCAGUUGAAUAUAUCCAUAAAAUUAGCAACAUGCCAAAAAUUAAAGAAUAUGCUGUGACAUUACUGCAAAGAUAUAUUCAAACUGCAACAUCCAACAACGAUAAUGAACUAAAGCACAAUUUACAAGAAAAAUUGAACCAACUUUAA